CGCCGUUCCAUCAUCACACCACACCCACUCAAUGGCUCCCAAGAGCAGUCAGCCGCCGUCGAGCGCGUCACAAAAGACAAAGCAACAGUCGAUUUCAAGCUUCUUUGCGCCAAAACCAUCACAAGCACCGAAAGCCCCGCCUGACCCACAUCCGCAGUGCGCGCCUCCCGUCGCCAAAGUCUUUGCCCACGAUGAUGACGAGUCAGAAGCCUCCCCGUUAGGCAAGUCGAUUUUGAGUCGAAAGCGCACAACACCUGCAUCUGGAAAGGAUGGCGAAGCUCCCAAACGACUGCGAGUCUCGGACAAUGAGGAUGCGCGCCUAUCGCUCGGUCAAGCGACGGCCGCCAGCCUGAACACGCCCAAGACUACGAGGCUUGCGGAGAGGACGGCCAAGUUUCUCUUCUUAUCGUCUCCACCGCGACGCGACGAGAACGAGACCACCGCCGAGCACGAUGCUGUAGCCACACAGCAGGAGAAAGACAGGCUGCACCAGAAGUUUGUCAAGAAACUUGGGCGGCCAGACAGCUUUGCGGAGCUGCGCAGGAGGAACAAGAUCUUGACUGAAGAGGAAGCCAGUGGAGAAGGCGAGGCUGAGGAAGAACAAGACGAGGACGCACCCAAGCCUGCUGCUAAAGGGAGGAAAGGCGCCGUCGCGAAGAAGGCUGCCUCGAAACUGACGCCCAUGGAGAAGCAAUACCUUGAAAUCAAGCGGAAUCACCUCGACACAGUCAUUGUGAUGGAGGUUGGCUACAAGUUCAAGUUCUUGGGCGAGGACGCACGGACAGCCUCGAAAGAGCUCGGAAUCGUGUGCAUACCGGGCAAGAUGAGAUACGACGAGCAUCCUUCUGAGGUGCAUCUCGACAGAUUCGCCUCUGCCAGCUUUCCAGUGCAUCGUUUGCAAGUCCACGUUAAGCGUCUCGUAAAAGCGAACCACAAGGUUGGAGUGGUCAGGCAGGUCGAGACGGCGGCGCUGAAGGCAGCUGGCGAUAACAGGAACACGCCAUUCGUGCGGAAGCUUACAAACCUCUAUACAAAGGGCACAUAUGUUGAUGACGUUGAAGGUCUGGAGACGGCACCGGACAGUCAAGGCUUUGGCGCACAAGCAACAGGCUACCUGUUGUGUAUCACCGAAACUAACGCGAACGGCUGGGGCGACGAUGAAAAAGUACAGGUUGGUCUAGUUGCCGUACAACCUGCGACUGGAGACAUCAUCUACGACGAUUUCGAAGACGGCUUCAUGCGAAGUGAGGUCGAAACGCGUUUGCUCCACAUUGCACCAGUUGAGUUCCUGGUUGUCGGUGAUCUGUCGAAGGCCACAGACAAACUAAUACAGCACCUCUCAGCCAGCAAAACAAACGUUUUCGGAGAUCGCUCGCGUGUCGAACGUGUAGAAAAGCCCAAGACCAUGGCUGCCCAGGCCUAUGGUCACAUUUCCAACUUCUACGCCGGUAAGAUGAAGUCUACUCAAGAACGCGCCUCAUUCAGUCAGGGUGCUAUCCUCGACAAAGUGCAUGAGCUGUCGGAGCAUAUCACCAUAUGCCUCUCAGCGAUGAUCACAUACCUGAGUGAGUACGGCUUGGAGCAUGUCUUCAACUUGACGAAGUACUUCCAGCCCUUUAGUGCGCGCUCGUACAUGCUUCUGAACGGUAACACACUUUCAAGCCUGGAGAUCUACCAAAACCAAACCGACUACACAGCAAAAGGUAGUCUGUUCUGGACAAUGGACCGGACCAAGACUCGUUUUGGACAACGACUUCUGCGGAAGUGGGUUGGACGACCGCUUAUCGAAAAAGAACGCUUGGAAGAGCGUAUCGCGGCAGUGGAAGAGCUCAAGAAUGGCGAGAACACCAUGCCUUUUGACAAGUUGAAGUUCUUACUCGGCAGGAUCAGGACCGAUCUCGAAAAGGUGCUCAUCAGGAUCUACUACAAGAAAUGCACGCGACCGGAGCUUUUGGCUGCACUGCAAGCAUUGCAAGACAUAUCUGGCCAGUAUCUGGAAGUUCAGUCUUCCGAGCAAAGUGGCUUUUCGUCCAACUUGCUCAGCGAAGCAGUGGCAAACAUUCCGACAAUCUACGAUGACCUUGUGACUUUCCUCGAGAAGAUCAAUGCUAGCGCUGCGAAGGCCGAUGACAAGUACAACUUUUUCCAAGAGGCACACGAAGCAGAAGAUAUCAACGAUCUCAAGCUCAGUAUUGCCUCAGUCGAAGACGAUCUUAACACCUAUCGCAAGGAUGCCGCCACAAAGCUUGGGAUGACGAAAGUCGACUACGUUACUGUUGCUGGCAUUGAAUAUCUCAUCGAGGUCAAGCGGAAGUCUCCGCAAGAGAAGAGGGUUCCUGCGUCGUGGCAACAGAUCUCAGCAACCAAAGCUACCCUUCGUUUUCAUACACCCGAGGUCAAACGCAUGUGCCAAGAGCGUGAUCAGUACAAGGAGUCUCUCGCUGCGGCCUGUGACGCUGCAUUCAAACGCUUGCUGGACGAUGUCUCGGCCAAGUAUCAGGAGCUUCGAGACUGUGUCCACUCAAUCGCAACGCUCGACGCGCUCUUUUCCUUGGCCAUACUAGCAAAUCAACCUGGUUAUGUGAAACCCACCUUCACAGACGAUAUCGAGCUCAAUAUCACCGGUGGUCGACAUCCCAUGGUCGAGCAGCUGCUGCUGGACAGCUAUGUGCCGAACGAUCUGAACCUCUCGCACACCGCUACGCGCGCAUUGUUGGUCACAGGACCGAACAUGGGUGGCAAGUCUUCAUACGUCCGCUCUGCUGCUCUCAUCGCCAUUAUGGGUCAAAUCGGGUCAUAUGUGCCUGCAACAGAAGCACGGCUUGGCAUGCUAGAUGCUGUGUUCACACGCAUGGGGGCGUUCGAUAACAUGCUCAAGGGCGAAUCGACAUUCAUGGUGGAGCUCAACGAGACAUCCGACAUCUUAAAGUCUGCAACUCCCCGUUCGCUCAUCAUCCUCGAUGAGCUGGGUCGUGGCACGAGUACGUUCGACGGUGUCGCUAUUGCCGAAGCAGUCCUCGAUUAUGUUAUUCGCGACCUGCAGAGCUUGACUUUGUUCAUCACGCACUAUCAGCACCUGUCCAAGCUUCACUCGCGAUUCGCCAACGACGAGCUGAAGAAUGUGCACAUGUCUUUCGAAGAGCGCGGCGGUGGCAGAGAGGUUGUCUUCCUGUAUGAGGUGGCUGAAGGCACGAGUCACCGAUCCUAUGGUCUCAACGUUGCGCGACUGGCGAGGGUACCCGAGAAGGUCAUCGAUGUUGCUGGUGUGAAGAGCGCUGAGCUGGAAGACAACAUGUCGGCGUGCAAGAUCGGUAAUCUGUCGCGUCUGAUGAAGACUCUGAUGAGUAGCGACUCAGAGGAAAGUCUCGACAAGGUCAUUGAAAGUAUCGAGCAGUUGUGAGCAGGCUCGUAUACAGCUGGACAUGUCAAUCGUUGCUCCGUCAUGUUAGUAUAUGUACGCGACGAAGUGAAACCCACACAAUUUAGGUCCUAUGUAGGCUCAGAUCGUA
This is a messenger RNA of Didymella exigua CBS 183.55, 3509 nucleotides long. Its product is annotated as DNA mismatch repair protein MSH3. Gene Ontology annotation, cellular component: nucleus. The transcript has 2 exons. Gene Ontology annotation, biological process: mismatch repair; mitotic recombination. NCBI's taxonomy places the organism in Eukaryota, Fungi, Ascomycota, Dothideomycetes, Pleosporales, Didymellaceae. The record is from RefSeq and is a predicted model, not a curated record. Gene Ontology annotation, molecular function: ATP binding; ATP-dependent DNA damage sensor activity; mismatched DNA binding. The coding region runs from base 32 to 3400 and encodes 1122 amino acids.